Xylona heveae TC161 is the source of this 1369-nucleotide messenger RNA. Its product is annotated as NAD(P)-binding protein. Gene Ontology annotation, molecular function: oxidoreductase activity, acting on the CH-OH group of donors, NAD or NADP as acceptor. NCBI's taxonomy places the organism in Eukaryota, Fungi, Ascomycota, Xylonomycetes, Xylonales, Xylonaceae. The transcript has 5 exons. Bases 1 to 870 code for a protein of 289 amino acids. The record is from RefSeq and is a predicted model, not a curated record.
AUGCUCAGCAAGUUCACUGUCCAAGCAACUAUUCCAAGCCUACUUCGAACACAUAUCUCCCAGCCUACCAGAUACACCUGCCUUCCAGCAUUCAAAAAAUCCUUUUCACCGUCAGCAUCAUCAGCAUCAAUUAGCUCUUCUGCAUCUGCAUGCAGUGGUCGUCUGAGCGGCAAGAAAUGUCUUAUUACAGGCGCAUCACGUGGCAUUGGACGCGCCAUUGCAGCUCGGUUUGCUGCUGAAGAUGCAUCCUGCGUGCUAGUCGGACGAAAUGUAUCCACCAUUGAGAAAGUCGCUGCGGAGCUUGAGGGGAAAGCUCGGCAUCAAACACGUGCGGGAGAUGUCGGAGAUCGUGCUUUUUGGGUAGAGACUGCCAAGGAAUUGAAAGAUAUCGAUAUCCUUGUCAAUGCUGCGGGAAUUACACAUUCAUCUUUGCUCCUCGCAACAAAGCCGGAGCUUGUUGAGAAUAUCUACAGAACGAACUUGCUAGGAACGACAUGGGCAUGUCAGGUUUUUGCAAAGAAUAUGGUUCGGCGAAAGGCAGGAUGUAUAAUCAAUGUAUCCUCUCUUCUGGGCGUCGCUGGCGGUAGAGGCUCUGCAGCAUAUGCAGCCUCUAAAGCAGGCAUACUUGGACUCACGCGCGCCCUAGCUGGUGAAAUGGGCCAGUCAAAUAUCCGCGUCAAUGCAAUUGUGCCUGGAUACAUUGAAACACAAAUGACAGACGAGAAUGCUCGUGCUCAAGCGCUCGAAGCAGUUCCCGCAAAACGCUUUGGAAAACCAGAAGAAAUUGCCGAUGCAGCAAUAUUUUUGGCGCUGAACGAAUACGCUAAUAACUGCAUCAUCAAUCUCGACGGGGGACUGAGCGCCAUGUAGAAAGGAAAGGAUAUUUGAAUCUUUCAACACCAUAUCGCUCCAUAUCCAUAAUUGAACUCCGUUCGUUGAAAAUGAAACAGACGGGAAAGAGAUUUUGUUGUCCAGUGAGGAAAGAAGUUUCGAGGUACGCAUUAAGGUGAAGGGUGCGACCCGUGAACAGAUGCUGGAAAUGCAAACGCAACGGCAGCGUUUAGUCGUCAAUGACAAUGGCACCGUUGCCGGAAUCUUCAACCACGACGAGGUCCUCCUCCACCGCGUGACUAGUCUCUUCGGCGACUUUGCCUCGUUUCUUGAUUUGCUCGUCCUCGAGGCCGAUGUCACUUGCGUUGCGCUUCCUCUUGAGAUCAGCAUUGUCCGCCGCAUUCGGCGCAUGAGCAACGCCAUUGGCCACUGGCGGCGCUGGCUCGACGGCAGGCGCAACUGCUUUGGGCUUCCGGGGAACUUCGACCUUCUCUGGCAGUAAGACUGGUUUAGAGUCCUCGGGUAGCGGCCUGAUGAU